Molecule: messenger RNA, 1200 nt
Organism: Mixia osmundae IAM 14324
Lineage: Eukaryota; Fungi; Basidiomycota; Mixiomycetes; Mixiales; Mixiaceae
Exons: 9
Coding region: 1-1200 (399 amino acids)
Biological process (GO): protein localization to cell surface; attachment of GPI anchor to protein
Cellular component (GO): GPI-anchor transamidase complex; membrane
Source: RefSeq, a predicted model, not a curated record
AUGCCUGAUGACUCGCUGCAAGCGGCAGGCAUCCUCCUAGCCUCUGCAGCGCUCAGGCUGUCCCUCUUCGCCACUUCGCUCCCCGAGAAAUUGGCCCUCUGGCCAGAAAUAUCGACCCCUCUGACGAGCUUUCGACAUUUACGAGAGGGCGCACAUCUUCGUCAGCUUGGCAUUGAUCCCUAUGGCGGCUCAAGUUUCCAUCAGGCACCCGCUCUGCUGGCUCUGUUCUCCAGCGAGUUUCUAGCCUCAAGAUGGUCGACAGCUAUGGCAUGGACAGUGGUAGACCUACUCUCGGCUCUGAUUGUCUGUCGACUCGCGCAGCAGAGACCGACGCCCACGCCAUUGCGCGUUCUUGCAAUAGCUAGCUUCCAUCCCUUCACAAUCGUCAGCUGUCUCGCGCGCACCACUGCGCCGCUAGCCCACGCCAUCACCCUUGCAUCUAUCCUUGCAAGCAGCUCAGGACAUGGCUACGCUAGCAUGAUGCUAUUGGCUUUGGCUUGUCACGUCUCGCCCGUCGCGAUCCUCUUGCUUGCACCCGUCAGCAUGCUGUCCCUCAGACAAAGCCCAGGGUCUGUCAGGGGUGUGUCACUGAUACAUUUGAGCAUGUUCUUCGUGUCGACCGCAGCGCUGCUUGCCUUCUCACGACUCUGGCUUGGCUCAUGGAGUUUCAUGGACAGCUACAUCGUCUUUCUGACGGUGUCUGAUCUGACCCCCACGAUCGGCCUUUCAUGGUAUUUCUUCAUCGAAAUGUUCGACCACUUUCGAUCAUUCUUUGUCGCCACAUUCCAGCUGCAUCUGCUCAUCUACGUAGCACCCGUCUGUAUCAAGCUCAGACGCGAUCCUUUGUACGCAUGUGCGACGAUCAUAGGCAUCGGAAGCCUCUUUCAGAGCUAUCCCAGCGUCUCAGACGUGGCACUCUACCAUUCGCUUCUGCCUCUAUACCCAGAGAUAAUGCCUCACUUGAGGCAUCCUAUGUUGACGGCUUGUCUGCUGCUCUACGCGACUGCAUUACUCAAAUCGUUUCAUCAUCUCUGGCUCUACGCAGGGUCGGGCAACGCCAAUUUUUACUAUGCUUCCACGCUCGUUUGGAACCUCGGUCUCGGACUCGGUCUGAUCGACAACGUCUGGGCUUUCCUGACGCACGACUUCCUGACCAGACACAAGCUGGACAAGGAUACCACCGUCGUAUCACAGCGGUGA